This is a messenger RNA of Dromiciops gliroides (monito del monte), 5258 nucleotides long. RefSeq names its product dihydropyrimidinase like 5 (gene DPYSL5). Bases 274 to 1968 code for a protein of 564 amino acids. NCBI's taxonomy places the organism in Eukaryota, Metazoa, Chordata, Mammalia, Microbiotheria, Microbiotheriidae. Gene Ontology annotation, molecular function: hydrolase activity, acting on carbon-nitrogen (but not peptide) bonds, in cyclic amides. The record is from RefSeq and is a predicted model, not a curated record. The transcript is spliced from 13 exons. Gene Ontology annotation, cellular component: cytoplasm; cytosol.
CUCCCCCCACCCUAACUGCUCCUCCCUCUACCCCCGCCCCACUCCGUCUCCCAUCCCCAAGCUCUAGGUUAGUGUGUUGGGGGUUACCUAACGCAGUGCGCGGCCACGGCGGAGCCGGAUCGCCACGGUAGCGGUAGCAGCAGCGGCAGUAGCCGCCUUCCCCACUCCGAGCAUCCACGUCCCCAGCCCAGCAGCGGCACUGAGGGAGAUCACAGCUACGGGAGGACGGAGGAGUCCGCAGGAGCUUACAGCGGCGGCAGCCAGCCAGAGAAAAUGCUUGCCAAUUCAGCCAGUGUGAGGAUUCUCAUCAAGGGAGGCAAGGUGGUAAAUGAUGACUGCACUCAUGAGGCUGACGUUUAUAUCGAAAAUGGCAUCAUUCAGCAAGUGGGAAGAGAACUCAUGAUCCCAGGAGGAGCCAAAGUGAUCGAUGCAACUGGAAAACUGGUGAUUCCUGGGGGCAUAGAUACCAGCACUCAUUUCCAUCAGACCUUCAUGAAUGCCACAUGCGUGGAUGAUUUUUACCAUGGAACAAAGGCUGCACUAGUAGGAGGAACAACCAUGAUCAUAGGCCAUGUUCUACCUGACAAAGAAACAUCCCUCCUGGACGCCUAUGAGAAGUGCAGGAACCUGGCUGACCCCAAAGUGUGCUGUGACUACUCACUCCAUAUGGGAAUCACCUGGUGGUCCCCAAAGGUGAAAGCAGAAAUGGAGACUUUGGUGAGAGAGAAAGGUGUCAACUCAUUCCAGAUGUUUAUGACCUACAAAGACUUAUAUAUGCUUCGAGACAGUGAAUUAUAUCAAGUGUUCUGUGCUUGCAAAGAUAUUGGUGCGAUAGCCAGAGUCCAUGCUGAAAAUGGAGAGCUCGUGGCCGAGGGUGCCAGAGAGGCACUAGAUUUGGGCAUCACAGGUCCUGAAGGAAUAGAGAUCAGCCGUCCAGAGGAGCUGGAAGCUGAAGCAACCCACCGUGUUAUCACUAUUGCUAACAGGACUCAUUGUCCAGUUUACCUGGUCAACGUUUCCAGUAUCUCUGCCGGAGAUGUCAUUGCUGCUGCUAAGAUGCAAGGUAAGGUUGUCUAUGCAGAGACCACCACUGCACAUGCCACAUUGACAGGCUUACACUAUUACCACCAGGACUGGUCCCAUGCAGCUGCUUACGUCACAGUACCCCCUCUGAGGCUGGACACCAACACCUCCACCUACCUCAUGAGUCUGCUAGCCAAUGACACUCUGAACAUUGUAGCUUCUGACCAUCGGCCCUUCACCACAAAACAGAAGGCAAUGGGCAAGGAGGAUUUCACUAAGAUCCCUCAUGGAGUGAGUGGGGUACAAGACCGUAUGAGCAUCAUCUGGGAGAGAGGCGUGGUGGGAGGAAAGAUGGAUGAAAACCGUUUCGUGGCUGUGACUAGUUCAAAUGCAGCCAAGAUUCACAACAUGUAUCCCCGCAAGGGCCGUAUCAUCCCUGGAGCUGAUGCUGAUGUGGUUGUGUGGGACCCAGAGGCUACAAAGACCAUUUCAGCUAGCACUCAAGUGCAAGGAGGAGAUAUAAAUUUAUAUGAAAAUAUGCGCUGCCAUGGGGUACCUUUGGUCACUAUCAGCCGAGGACGAGUUGUGUAUGAGAAUGGAGUCUUCAUGUGUGCUGAGGGCACAGGCAAGUUCUGCCCACUUCGAUCCUUCCCAGACACUGUGUACAAGAAGCUGGUCCAGAGAGAGAAGAGCUUAAAGGUUAAGGGAGUGGACCGCACUCCCUACCUGGGGGAUGUAGCUGUGGUUGUGCAUGCUGGGAAAAAAGAGAUGGGAACUCCACUUGCAGACACUCCCACCCGGCCAGUCACUCGACAUGGGGGCAUGAGGGACCUUCACGAGUCGAGCUUCAGCCUAUCUGGUUCUCAAAUCGAUGACCAUGUUCCAAAGCGAGCCUCGGCUCGGAUUCUCGCUCCCCCCGGAGGCAGGUCGAGCGGCAUUUGGUAAAGACGCUGACCAGCCUCCCAACUAAGGAUGCAGCAGCAGCUAGCCAGCCCACCUUCUGGCCACCACUGCAGGUUGCAUGGGGAGGCUGGGCCAGAUAGUUCAACACCCGAGAAGGCGGGAGGGGGGAAGGGAAGGGCACACAGGACACUUGGGAGCACUUCACAUGUCUGAAAUGUCAUUCACUAUGCUUUGAGCCAAUCCUAAUAAGCACUUUGGGACGAUGCUCCUCUUGCUGUAGUCCUUUCCUUUCCUGGCCUCAGUAGGCUGCAUCUGUGGGCCAGGGGGGACCCGGCACUAUGCACUGACUGCAAUGCAUAGGCAGCAACCUCGCCCCAACUCUCACACUCACCUCAGGCUGUUUGCUUUGCAAGAAAGCAUCAGCUUGAAUGGUCUUCUUCCUAGCCUGGCCAAUCAAUGUCCAGGGCACUUUGGCAGAUGUGUUUCAAAAGAAAAGGCCUCCCUCCUCCCUUCCCAUACUCCUUCCUGUCAUCUCCCUCUCCUCGAUAGCCACAUUUCCCAAUCCUGCUAGAGUCUUUGUUCUCUAGCCAUGUCUAAGACACCCUCACCACCCCAUAGUUACUGAGUUCAUCAAUGGUCCCUGUUCCAAGCCAAGGCAUUUAUACAGAUGAAGCAAAUGAACCCUUUGCCAGCUCCUUCUUCCCUUCCCUCUUCCCUCCAGUCACCCUCCCACACUUACAAAGAACAAGCAGCCAAGAAGAAAGAGCUGGGAGUCGGUGCGAGGCCUCGUGCCAUGCGCGUGUAAAUGAUUUUGUUUUGCACGUUUGGUUUGAGCAGUGGUUUGGUUUGGUUUGGUUUGAUUUGUUAGUGCAUCAUGUGGAAAAAAACCCAGUGCUUUGUGUCACUUAGCGUUAGGAUAGAAAUGGGGAUAGACAUGAUCCUCAAGAGAUGCUGCAGUCAACACCAACCUAAGAGGCAGGGCAGGCAAAGAACAAGCCCCCUAUCUUCCUAUCCCCCACAUUGCAUCCUCCAGGUGGUUAAAGGGCAAAAAAAAAGCCCUGGAUCCAUCCUCCCCCAAGCCUGAUAGAUAAGGACACAGCUCCCAGAUCCUCACAAGGACCCAAAUCAGGAACCUGAUGCUAUAAGAAUGGCCCAGGCAUCUAUGGUUUUAAAAAUUCAGACUUGUAUGGUCUUACCCUCCUCUACUUGCUUAGUUCCCUGAGCUGAUCAGAGCUUACAAGCAGAGGCCUCAGCUGUCCUUCUUUGUGACUGGUGAGAAGCCUCCUGCCUUCCAAGAGAAGGGGAAAAGGAGUAGGAGGAGGGGUGAAGGGUCUUGAGAAGAGAAGAGGGGGAGUCGUAUGUAGGACAUCUGUGGCCAUGCCUCCAGCCAACCUCACCCCCUCCCCUGCCUGCUGCCAUCCUCUUCCAAGGUUCCUUAUGUCUGAGCCAAGCCCUUCCCCAACGCUGAGGGGACUCUUUACUUGAAAUCAAAUUUUAGGGAGGGGUUGCUUUCCAACAUUGACAACCACUGGACUUUUCAGUAGUGACACAUGGGGUGGGGUCUCUCCAUCUAUGAGUGAGUGACAUUCUCUCUUGACAGGAGAGAGAAUAAGAGGAGUUACUUAGACCAAGAGACACCCUCCUUUUGUUGAGCUCUAUUCCAGUGUCUUAGUUUUAGCCCUGUUCUUGUUUAGACCAGCCUUCCAUCUCCCAGAGCUCCCAGAAAGGCAGCUACAAGCUCUUAUCGAAGUUUAGCAAUGCCCCCUUGGUAGUCUUACACCAGAAGUUGGCAGAAUUCCCCCAAUAGCUUUGAUCACGCACCCUUGCUGUGGAGAGGAGGCAUGGGUCAAAUUCUGGUUGCCAAUUCUUAACCAAAUAAUUGCAAAACCACUUGCAGAAUUUGCCUCCCAAGUGAAUCGUAGAUAGGGCAUACAUGUGCUUUUUUUCCCCUCUUAAUGGUCCUUCAGUUUAAUGCAAAAAUCCUUAAGACUAAGUCCUUUGUGUCUGAGCUAGGACUAGUAGAGUAUUGGAGGCUUGCUCAGUAUUUUGAAGUCUAGCCUGCUGUGGCAUUUUUACACCUAGCUUCUACUCUAGUUUCAGGCCCUCACUAGUACACUGGAGAAUCCGAGUCAUUGCUGGCCAGAAGAUAACAGGCAAAUAGUUGAUGGGGCCAAAGUAGAGUACAGGAGGUCACAGAGGUGGUGGCCAAGUAGGCACUAGAUUGGUCAGGAUACAGCCCAUGAUGAUGGCGGCUGGGGUAGGGAAUGGAUUCCAACUUAGCCCCAUAAAGCUAUAGAUGCCUACUAUAGCUGCUCUGGUCUCUAGUCUCUCUGUGGUCCUGAAUGAGACGUCUAUUACCUUUCUCUCCACUUUCUAUGAGAUGGGACUUGGGCAGAUGCCAAAGAGCAUAGGUGAGAGCUAGCCAGCAGCACAGGCCAGAACUGCCACAUGUUUUUGCUGGGAGAGCUUUUCCAUACAGGUCCCAAUAUUGGAAUUUUAGAAUUAAAGUGUCCAGUGCGGGGAGGAGGGAGAAACAGGAGUGGUGGAACCACAUUCCUUCUCUCACCAUAACUGCAGGUCUGAGAGGUCAUUAUUUCUCCCACCCCAGUCCUACCCUCCUGACCUCUAUCCAUGACCCACCCACACCAAAAAGCUUCAAGCUAGAAAAUCCAGAGGUGGUCCAAAAUGUCCUAAGAAAUAACCAGCCUCUUCUCUUCCCCUCAGCCCUGCUUCUCCUUGCCCCUUUACAGAGCCUAAAGCCACCUGGAAGACAUACUUGUCUCUCAUGGUUGGAAUGGAAAAGGCUCUCUGGUUGCAUUGAAUGCAGCUCUCAAACUGGUCUUGUACUUGCUGGAAUAAAUGCUGUUUUUCUUGCCUUAGCUGCUCUCUAGGUUUGUGGGGUUGUGUUAUGGGAACAUUGUGCUACUACUGUGUGUGUGUGUGUGCGUGUGCGUAUGUAGUGCUAGGAAUCCACAGUAGGUCUGUCAAGUCUGUACCGUGAUGAGGGCUUUUUGGACUCUGACCCAGAAACCAACAGAACCGAACUGAAACCAAAACCUUCCUCGAGCAGCAGCAGAGGUGGCAGGCAUGCUCUGGGGUCAGCAUGGAAUUGCCCCACAGCCCAGGCACCCAAGUGACUUUCCUUAUGCCUCCGUAAAUGUUAUGGUGCUAAGAAUGUGUCAGUCCCAAAAGGACACACUUUUCCUGUGCUUUAGCCACCUGUUUCAGACAAAACAACAACAACAACAACAACAACACACACACACAAAAAAAAAACACCCCAACACGUUGCGUUCUGGUGCAGGUUUGUAUUAAACUGUAGCUACUUCUCA